CUUUUUUAAAGUUAGCUUCUUUCAAACCUUUUCACGGAAAACGAAAAACUACAUUUCUUCUCAAUUUUGCAGAAAGAUCCUGACCAUGAUCAUGAACAUCAGGUGCUCCUAAUAAAUUCUGAACUGCGCAUCUUCGUGGUUGUGUUGGUCUGUGGAAGCAGACCGGGACCGGCUCCUUAGAACUAUGGAGGAGUUUGAGUUUCUGAAUAUUUCUCAGAUUUGUUCGUUACGGUUAACGUAACGACGCGCGACCAUGCUUGAAGGGUACGAAGGCCAGCGUCCUGCGACCGCGUCGGGUACUACAGGGUCUCGUCGUGCUAGACCCGAGAUGCACAAAACAAAUACGUCGUCUGCGGCAACGCCACGUAAAAAAAACGUGAGGAGACCCCUCAUAUCCGGGCUAGAAGCGGCGUUUAGUACGUCGUCGCUGCAACAAAGACAGGCGUCCGAGUCUGUAAACCAGGAGGGGUCCUUGCACGGAAAAAAUACAGGGGACACUAGUAAGGAGCGCCACAUCUUCGAGAAAGAUAAGCGCGGCGUCGUGGCGUUCGACAAUGAGCGACUCGCGUCGGUGCAUGUGAUUCCUGCAAAAAGCGCGUCUAACUUUUACGAGGAGGACUUGGUCGUGUCUAGCAACACGGCCGGGUCAGGUCAAGCUGUCUCGUCCGCGUUUGGAUCCCUCGCGACGUCUCAGCGAGGAACGGGUAUAUAUUCUACCUUCGAGGGUGCUCCCCGCCACCCGCUGCAAACCGCCGACUCGCUGCCCUUCCUGCAUCAGAAAUACGACGGUCGUGCGCUCCUGCAGGCGCGUGACGGAGUGAACAAGGCUGCUGCAGCUGGUGGUCUCGCGGAGAGUACAUCAGACGAUCGAGAGUUUCGACUUUCUCCCGGGGCGGCGGGCGUAGCACCACUAGAGGGACUGGACGCUGAGACUGAUGACAUCAUUGACGAGCUUUCAAUUCCGGCGACGAGUGGCGUAGAUGAGUUUCCUGAUCAAGACUCGCAAGAUGAACCAGCGAGACGACCCCUUCUGACGGACUCUUUCCCGUUGCUACAGGGCUCCAGAAAAAGAAUUGAGAAAAAGGAGUACGGUUACAAUUUGGAGGAUUACAACCCCGCCGACGAAGAUGAGCAGGAGGUCUGGCCGUGCGACACGCUGCAGCUGUGGAUCUUUCGGCUGGUGCUGUUUUUCUUCACGCUGAUGCUGCAGUACGCCCUGACGUACUUUUCGCGGAACUGGACCAACCGCCACAGCGGUUUGCCGCCCGAACUGAUGACCCCGGCAAUUCCUCACGGGAUCGGAGCGACGCCUCUAGAGCGCAUGGGUUUCGCGCUGCACGCGGUCGACUUUUGCGGGAAAUGCGGCGCCAGUCUUUUCUUUGCUUGGUUUUGCACGGAUUUCUUCUUCCGGCGCGACCUCAACAGCGACAGGACCUGGAUCGGAAAAAUGUUUCAGCGCUGGGACGCGGAAAUUCUACGAGAGGCGAAAAGAGAUGAAGUAGUGCAGGGUGCUGAGCACCGAGUUGGAGAACGCUUCGAGGUAGUGCAGCAAAAACAUGAAAGCACGGGAGCGGAGACGGUCGGCGCCGGCGGAACCUGUUGCUUUAAGUUUUACAGGUGUUGCUGUCGCAAGAAGACAAGGAAGCGCGGCUGCUCUUGCUCCUUUCAUCCUCUACGCACUCUCGCGCUGGUCCUCACCUCAUUUCGCAUACAGUCGGUGUGGCUUGCCCGGUUGUGGACGGUGGCUGGCUUAUCCUGUCGAAGAGAAAUCGAUGACCUAGAUCACGUCUCCUUCUUGAUUAUAGAUGGAACUGCGAACAACUAUUUUUUACCUUUCGCUUUCACUUGUUGAGGGCCAAUACUGUUUGUAUCUCAUCUACCUGGACAUAGUCAGCAUGUACGGAUCUUGCGUUGCUGCACUGAAUUGCAUCUUGAAGGAAAACCUGGCUCAUGUGUUGAUGCUGCCCUGCUUGGGAGGACUAGAGCACGUGUGCCUUUUGAUUCAUUUCAGGGGAUCAAAUUGUAUCAAAUUGCAACUAGUACACGACUAGUUUUGACGAUUUUUACGCGGCUGGAAAGUCCGUUGAUAGUAGUGACGAAGGAGAUAGGAUAAGGUCAUGAUCGGAGAUUUUGCAACCGGUGAUGCGUGAUCCACACAAUUUUGUUUCAGAUGCAGCAAGAUCUGACACACAAACCGAAUGGUGAGCUGGUGGCUUCGUGGAGCGAACCCAAGAACCGGUACGACUGGGACUACAUGAUUGUCUGGAUCGGAGUGUUGGGGAACGUGGCGCUGCUCUACUUUGUGACGAAAGUCGGGCGCCUGCGGUACUAUCUGGUGGGGUCCAACAUCAUUUUUGUGCGCCCUCUUUACGUCGUACUGACCUGGUACAUGUCGAGGUAUUACGAAAUCGGGUCGCCACUCAUUCGCGGCGAUGGGGUGUUGCUCUCGAUGCAGAACGAGCGCAGGUUCUGGCUGUGGUUGAUCUAUUUCGGCACGCCCGCCGCGAUGGGACUUUUGAACGCGAUCGUGGUACGUGUCUCCUGGAUCGAACUUAGCCACCCGGGCGAUCGAGAGGACUGGGAGAUCGCGGUGCGUGCGGAGCUCUUACAAAAGAAGUCGGCGUUGCUGAGCAAAGAGCACAAAAAAAGUACCAGAAUGGUGCUUGAUUCUAGCUCCACCAUUCUACCCGGAAGCAAUGGGCAAACGGCUGGCGGAGAACCGCGGGAACGAGGUGAAAAUUAUACGGGAACUGCUGCUCGUCCCCCACAAGAGGGAGCAGUACCUAAGAAAAAACCAGGAGAGCAGGCCGUCAAGUUCUUGGACGUCCCACGAAUCAAAAGCGCCGGACCCGCUUACGCGAGGCAACUUCCGGAAGAGAUAGGAGAUUUCUACUUUAUCGAACAGGACGAAGACGUGGAGCCUCCUUUGCGUACGUCCGCUGUAUGAAAUAGGACGAUUUCCAUUGUGCUAGCAUAUGACCGUAUUAUGUUUUUCUAUGCAUGCUCCUACAAGAAAAGAAAGAACAAGAAUUCAAAUUUUGACGAGAAACAGAAGAGCCACGACAUGCAGCAAGGAAGAUAUAAACAGCACGCGCCUUGUUGUUUUCGGAUACAAGGCUAAACAUUCCUUGCUGUCCCGCUGACAUGGCGAUACGGUUACGACCCCGUCCAUGGCGGGCAUCACAAAUAACAUACAUGCCUGGUUGUAUUUCUAUGCUAGCAGCACUUUUGUACAUGAUACCCUGCUGCCGACGCACAGGAGGAGCGCGACGACGACGAUGAGCCAGGGUAUGGGUAUGCAGAGAAAGAAGAGCAUUUCAUCGAGCAGACGGACGACUACGACAAUUUUUAUCUGGAGGCGACGUCAGCCACGAAAAAUCGGAUGUAUGAAGUACUAGAGCACGACGCUGAUGCGAACAACCUCCACGAGACGAGCAGCUACCCAAGCAGUGGCAUCACGAUCCCGGAGAGCCGGAAGGGUUACGUGGUGCCGUCGGACGUAAGCCUCGGGGUGCCCCCAUCGGAGGAUAAAUUGACGUCCAGGACGAGUUCGACCGCGUUUCUCGCCGUACCAGCACCGGCUCGUCCACUGAGAACUGGUCGGGAAAUGUUUAUUGGCAACAGAGCAAGGAGAUCUCUGUUUCGGAGGAGAAGACCUCCACGUGCUGGCCUCCGGGGUGCUACGGGUUGCUUCACGUGUUCCAAGUGCUGCCGAAAAAAGCGGUACUGCUGCGGUUGCUGCCGCGCGCACCUGCAAACGCAGGUUCAUUCGGUUCCGUACUUGUUGUUUUUCCUGCGGAUUUUGGGCCCUGCGGUGAUCCUCAACGGGGUGAUUGCCUGGGUUGUCAACUACGCCAUUGGCACCACGAACUGGAUCCAGACCAUGUAUUUUCUGGUGUAUUUCAUGCAGAAGAACCUGGUGAACGAGGAGCGCGUAAUCGCCAUUACGACGUGGUGGAACUGGAACCCCGAGGGACAUGCCCACGUGAUCCGUCUGGCCUGGCUGUACGAGAUCUACAUGCUUUGCGUUUUUCUCACCGCGAAGAUUAUGGCCGCCUAUAAGGUGCGGCAGUUAGGCUCAGGCACUGCUGCUUCCGGACGAAACACAACCGCCCUGUCUACUUCAACAGAAAAAAGAGCGAUCCGGGAUAACAGAGCAAUGAUCGCAAGCCAAACAAGCAGAAAAAAAGUGGGCGAGCAAAGGGGCGAGCUUUAUCAACAAGAUGUUGGCCAUUACGCACCAGUUGAGAAGCAACAGAAUCAACCGCGCAAUUAUCCUGCUGCUGUGCAGGUUAAGGAUACUUCCGUGUUGCGGCACCCGGAGUUGUUUGGCGCACGAUUUAAAGAUAGUUCUUUCAGCAACAAGCUUGAUCGAGAAUCUGCGAAUGGAGGACUGUAUAAUCUUGCGUACGAUCACAUACUCUCAAGUCCGCCGGAUUCACCGAAUUUCUCUCUCACAGAGUCCCCGCCGGGGUCGCCGCUGCGAGUGGCCCGACAGGCGGAAGGGGAGAGCAAGAGCCGCGUUGGAAACACGACAACUUCAACGCCUGCUGCCAGCUCAUCUCCAGACGCCGCUCCAGGGCUGGCCUCCCCUGCGAGGAUGAGCAAACAGCAUGCUCACUUUGUUCCCGGGCGGGGCAGAGCGGAUACACAAGAGACGUUGCACACCAACCGGUAUCUACUCUCCGGUAGCCACUACAGCCACCGUUCGGUCGGGGAAUUCUAUCGUCCGGAAAAUUGAUUGCACGCAUCGCGCGAUCGAAACUUCCAUCGGCAUGAUGAUUGAAUUGCAAAUUUUCAUGUGCACAAGGUCACGAUCGGGACAAGAAAGGAAGAACUCAAGAACGUGAACGUCGGACACCUGAGGCAUGGUCUUGCUCCGCGGCCUGUCUUAUCACUUGCAUGCUCCGGUUCAAUCUCGAUGUAGUUCUCUUCGGAGUUCUUUUCUGCAGCUGUACGCUGUAGUAUGUGUAUGCGACACAUUGAUCUGGUAAACUCUUCCAGUGUUAUUUAUCCACAGCUGCUCGAGCUCGAUAUACAUAGAUUGUCCUGCGGCGGUCAUAUAGAUAUAUUUAACUCGGUCGGUGAGGUCGUGCAUUUUGGUCCGGAGGGAUACAAUUUUCCACGUACAAAGCGGCGUAUCGGAUGAGGAUCUUCUCGGCAAUGAAACUAUUCCCAAUGUUCUCGGCGACCGAAUUGGAAGCGACGACAACAGUGGACGCUUUUUACGCAACAAGACUUUCAACAACAGGUCAGUGCAUGCGAGUUUUGCACGCGCGUACAAGCUGCCGGACGGCGCAGUCAGAACCGAGAUGUUUGUGCCGGGUGUUGAUGCGCAGAAGAACUAUCAGCACCUGAGCCCGCGAGAGAGAACGGUGAUGCUCUCGCGGGCCCGAGACAGCCUGAACUUCAACGUGUACGAGUCCUUCUUCCUCGUCUUCGGCAUCAUUGGCGGCUCGCAAAUCCGCGUUCUGGUAUCGCUGGGAAUGUUCGCGCCCUUUGGUUUCAAGAGCGUCAAUUUCGACUUCGACCCCUUUGACUACGUGCAAGGGUUCAGCAACGGUGUCGUGGCCAUGCUGUACGGCGAGUGGCUUCUGUUCCUGCUCUUCCUCUUCUGCACGGGAUUCAUGUUCAAACGGGUCAAGAACCACGUGCUACUCUGUCUCCCGCCGCUCUACUACAAAGUCCAGCUUCUCUUUCUGCUCAUGGGCGCCUACACCUACGGUAUAACGCACAGUCUUACAUUUCGUUUUGAAAAGAGGUAACAUUGCGACCUUACCAAGGACGAUAUCCUUGUCUCGAUUUUUGCGUCAUCCACCUUGGUAACUUUAGGAAGUAAAACUAAUCGAGUGAAAAGUCAAUAGCUACUACGUUGUAUUGAUACCCUUAGUAGAGAUGAGGAUGACAAAGACCUCCACAGUGCCAAAAACACCAACAACAGCCACAUUCGCGUGGGGCUUUUGGAUAGCCGGACCACAGGCAAAGGCGCUGGGUCCAGGCUGGACUGCUGUGUUUCCCACCUCAACUGGCGAUUUGUUGCUCUCUCCGGCGCAGGCGUUUCAGUUUGUGUUCGGAAUAAUGGGGCCCGCGCUGCUGCUGUGGAGCUACGGGUGGUAUUCGGUCAUGCUGCAUGCCUACUGUGCGGAGGCGCCGGAGAAAACCUGCGGCGACUGCACAAACAGUUAUUUCUCGGAGUGUUGCCAGGAGCGGCGUAGAAAUCCGUUUAUUUUUGCGCGGGGCGAGAUGCGGACGAUAGGAGGGAAAAACGCAGCACUACCUGCGACAAGCGAUGUUGUUGACCAACAAGCCGAGCCACUGCUGCAGCACCAAACGGAAACCGUUGGGCCGCCCAUUGCGGUGGACGCUGCGAGUACUUCUUCUAGAGCUACGGCAUCAAUGAGAAGUGGUCACGCAGCACACUUCGACGAGAAUUAUUCGGCGCAGGAGAAGAAGAACGACAACGACAUCAUUCAAGGUGUUGUUCAGAACCCAACGAUCAGCGCCGCUUACCCGUUCGGUACGCAGUCCUCUUUGUCUUCUUCAUCGUCGGACGAAGAAUCAUCUAGGUCUGACCCGGACAGCGACGAGCAAGAGAAAUCACGCUGCUGGAAGCCGUGUUGUUACGGGUUCGCGCACGGCUGCGGCAUGCGGAGUUUGCAAUGGACGUGGGUCAUCAUCGCCGUAGCCGGAAUGGCUUUUGUCAUGGUAGACACCAAUCUCGGACCGGGGCAAGGGCUUGUGUUACGAUGAGCAACGCGGUAAUGCAGUUUAAUUUGACCAAGACCAUCCAAAGCGGAGGCACGGCUAAAGCGUAGUUAUAAUCCGUUUUAUUAUGUCACAAUGUUGAUGUUGAUGUUCUGUAUUGAUGAUUUACCACUUUUUACAUAUGGCAGUCACUCGCGGAUGCGGCAACAGUCAGACGCUCGCCUUAAGACCACACGGUUGUUUUUUCAGCUUUAUUGAUUUUACCACCAUGGUCAUGGUUGUGUUUAUUUUUGUCGUCGGUUUAUGUAUUUCCAUUCCGCUGGCUCAAUCAUCUCCAUUCCGAGAUCGAUGAUGCAAACUGAUCUCUCGAGUAAGAAAAAUAGCCAGUAUCACCAUCAGCUCUGACUGGUGGUGAACAAUAGAUAUUGAUGAUGAGUGAACGAAAUUACCGUGAUCUGGAGGUGGUUCCAGCGAGGGACCGAACAUCCGCAUAGACUUUCGCCACACAAUUUUUCAGAGCACAAAAAGAAACU
Amoebophrya sp. A120 is the source of this 7238-nucleotide messenger RNA. The record is from the annotation of a GenBank genome assembly. Lineage: Eukaryota; Dinophyceae; Syndiniales; Amoebophryaceae.